AUGAACCUGCAACUACAGGGAAAGAACAUAAAUUUGGCCAAAGCGAAGGGUGUAGUCGGAGCAUUCAUUGACAAAUUAUCUAUUUUUGAAGAAAAUAUGCAGAGAAAAGAUCUGACCAAAUUCCUCAACUUGAAAUCUUCUUGUGGUGGUUCUGAGGAUUUUCAAACAUACUGCCUCUACCUUCAAACACUAAAAGAAGAUCUGCAGUCCCGAUUCCAAGAUUUAACUAGUCUAAAAGUGCCAACUUGGUUUAUCAAUUCUUUUAUCACAACAUAUCUAGUGGAGGAAGGUUUUAGUUUUGUGUGUAUAUUGAAAAACUGA
Diabrotica balteata is the source of this 321-nucleotide messenger RNA. The record is from the annotation of a GenBank genome assembly. NCBI's taxonomy places the organism in Eukaryota, Metazoa, Arthropoda, Insecta, Coleoptera, Chrysomelidae.